Acanthochromis polyacanthus (spiny chromis) is the source of this 3674-nucleotide messenger RNA. It is a transcript of the gene pdcd6ip, whose product is annotated as programmed cell death 6 interacting protein. Gene Ontology annotation, molecular function: protein binding. Lineage: Eukaryota; Metazoa; Chordata; Actinopteri; Pomacentridae. Gene Ontology annotation, biological process: mitotic cytokinesis. The transcript has 18 exons. The record is from RefSeq and is a predicted model, not a curated record. Gene Ontology annotation, cellular component: endosome. Bases 113 to 2716 code for a protein of 867 amino acids.
ACUGACGUUCCCUGUCAGAAUCCAGGAAGUGGAUCGCUCGCUGUUGUUUGUGUUCGUUGGUCGCUCUUCGUGUCUGUUUUUCUGAUUCAAUUCUGCAUUUUUACGGGACGAAAUGGCGACGUUUAUUUCAGUCCCGUUUAAAAAAGCCUCUGAGGUGGAUCUGGUGAAACCGCUGUCGAAAUUUGUCACCGCUACGUAUCCUGCGGGAGAGGAGCAGGCAGACUAUCUCCGCGCCGUGGAGGAGCUCAACAAGCUUCGCAAGAACGCACUGGGAAGGCCGCUGGACAAACACGAGAGCUCCCUGGAGAUUCUUCUCAGAUACUAUGACCAGCUGUGUGCUGUUGAGCCCAAGUUCCCUUUCUCUGAAAACCAGCUCUGCUUAACCUUCACAUGGAAGGAUGCCUUUGAUAAAGGAUCACUGUUCAGCGGUUCAGCCAAGCUCGCUUUGGCCAGUUUGGGCUACGAGAAGACGUGUGUGCUGUUCAACGUCGCAGCUCUGGCCAGUCAGAUCGCUGCAGAGCAGAAUCUGGACAACGACGAGGGACUGAAGGCUGCAGCCAAAUACUAUCAGCUGGCCAGUGGAGCGUUUGGUCACAUCAAGGACACGGUGCUGUCUGCUCUGAACAGGGAGCCCACCGGGGACAUCUCCCCUGAGACUGUCGGCGCUCUGAGCCUCAUCAUGCUGGCCCAGGCCCAGGAGGUCUUCUUCCUCAAAGCCACGUCAGAUAAGAUGAAGGAUGCUGUCAUUGCGAAGCUGGCCAAUCAGGCGGCAGAUUUCUACGGCGACGCCUUCAAGCAGUGUCAGUACAAAGACAACCUCUCCAAGUAUUUUUAUUUUCAGGAAGUGCUGCCGGUGCUGGCGGCCAAGCACUGCAUCAUGCAGGCCAACGCCGAGCUGCACCAGAGCAUGCUGGCCAAGCAGAAGAAGCGCUUUGGAGAGGAGAUCGCUCGUCUGCAGCACGCAGUGGAGCUGGUCAAGACGGUGGCGUCUCGUUACGACGAGUACGUGAGCGUCAAGGAUCUGAGUGACAAGAUUAACCGAGCUCUCACUGCAGCCAAAAAAGACAAUGACUUUAUCUACCACGACCGUGUGCCUGAAGUCAAGGACCUGGAGCAUAUCGGCAAAGCAGCGCUGGUCAAAGCUACGGCCAUCACACCUCCACUCAGCCAGAAAUUCACAGACUUGUUUGAGAAGAUGGUUCCCAUGGCGGUGCAGCAGUCGAUGAGCAUUUACAACCAGAGGAAAGCCGAGACUGUGAACAGACUGGUGGGAACGAUGAGGGAAGCCACCAACCUCUGCAACGGAGUGUUGGCGUCCCUGAACCUGCCAGCUGCUCUGGAGGACCUUUCUGGAGACUCCAUCCCACAAUCCAUUGCUGAGAAGUCCAGAUCCAUCGUUCAACAGGGAGGACUGCAGAGCAUCGAGCAGCUAAUCAAAGACCUGCCUGAGCUGUUGACUCGAAACAGAGAGAUCCUGGACGAGUCUCUGAAGAUGCUGGAUGAUGAAGAGACGACAGACAACGAGCUGAGAACCAAGUUCAACCAGCGCUGGAGCAGAACCCCCUCUGGAGACCUGUACAAGCCCCUUCGUACAGAGGGUGCUAACUUCCGCAACAUCUUGGACAAGGCGGUGCAGGCCGACCAGGUGGUGAAAGACCGCUACAACACCCACUGUGACAUGAUCACCCUGCUGUGUAAACCCGAGAACGAGCUCAAUGCCGCCAUCCCGUCCGCCAACCCGACCAGGACCCUGCAAGGCAGCGAGGUGGUGAAUGUGCUGCGCUCCCAGCUCGCUCAGCUGGACGAGAUAAAGAAGGAGAGGGAGACCCUGGAGGGGGAAAUCAAGGCCGUGACCUUCGACAUGUGCACCACCUUCCUGACGGCGCUCGCCCAGGACGGAGCCAUCAACGAGGAGCAGCUGUCCCUCGCUCAGCUCGACCAGUUGUACAGCGCCUACAACCAGAGAGUACAGGCCAGCCUCCGCUCACAGGAAGAGCUGCUGGGACAAGUUCAGACGUCCCACCAGGAGUUCAGCAGUCUGAAGCAGUCCAACACGGAGGCCAACCAGAGGGAGGAGGUCCUGAAGAAGCUGGCUGCAGCCCACGACAGCUACGUUGAGAUCAGCAGCAACCUGCGCGAAGGCACCAAGUUCUACAACGACUUGACAGAAAUCCUGCUUAAGUUCCAGAACAAAUGCAGCGACAUCGUUUUUGCUCGUAAGACAGAGCGGGAUGAACUCCUCAAGGAGCUGCAGCAGAGCAUCGCUCGAGAGCCCAGCGCUCCGUCCUUCAACGUUCCUGCCUAUCAGAGCACCCCUGCUGCCCCCGCUGGCGGCCCAACCCCUGCUCCCAGAACUGUCUUUGCCCAGCAGCCUCAACAACCCCAGCCACCGAAGCCCCAACCUCCAGCCAGACCACCUCCACCGACCUUCACCCCUCAGGCUGCCGCCACCAACCCCACCACUACACCACCUACUGGCACUCCCAGCAACAACCCACCACCUGUGGCCCCACCCGGCCAAGCCCAGGGACCACCUUACCCGGUCUACCCAGGCCCAGGAUACCCCGGGCCCUACCAGAUGGGUUACAACCCCUACGCUUACAUGCCCUACAUGCAGUACCCGACACCCCCAGGACCGGGCGCAUACCCAGGAGCCCCUCCAACAGGACAGCCCUACCAAGGCUACCCCCAGCAGCCCUACUACCCUCAGCAAUAACUCUCCUCCCGGUCGCCUCAUUCGUCUUCUCACAUGUUAACACCAAAUAAAAUAUGUCCCCAGCAAUAACACUUCAUCUCCAUCAGCCCUUCCCUCCUCGUAUACUUUCUGUCUCACUAACAGCAGCUGUUCGAAGGCGGACCUCAGAGCUGCUUCACACUUCUCCCUGAAAACCUUUUUAUUACUUUAGUGUACUUUAUUCCAUACUCCAAAAAAAGUCUUUCUUUUUCCUCUCAUGUUUCCUGGAUUCUGACGGCACUUUCCCUAGAAGAUCUUUAUCAGUGCACUAACCCCCUCCUCUUUCCUUUGAGGUUGGUUUUUUUUACAUAUUCAUUUUUCUAACGGUUUUGUUGAUUUUUAUUUUUUUUUUGUCGUUUAAUUUAAACCCUAACCCGUUUCCUCUGAUAACUGACUGGAGCUGGACUGCUGUACAACACGUACGGAGGGACACAGAAUCCCAGAAUGGCUCUUAGGUUCCUGGUUUCUGGGAGCGUUUGUGUGUCGGGAGGACGGACGGACGGAUGGAUGGUCACUACUGGUCACACCACUGGUGGGAGGCCACAUCCUCACUCCCCCACCCACCCACUCAAAUCAACCCCUAGCGCUUCUAUAUCAACUAUAUUCCUAUUUUUGUAAUGAAUAAUGAUGCCUCGCCGAUGUAUAAACCGAUAAAAACGAAUGGCCUGCAGGUUUUCUAAUGUAGUUGAUGACUGUUGAGAGUUGUGCUCUCUGUUUCUUUUUGCUCUUUUCUCUCUGUCACCUGGGGAAUGUGGGUUUAUUUCUGUGUUACAAUCAGAGGCUGUAAAAGUGGGAGAAAUGGUUCUAUUAUAUAAAUAUAUGUAUAAAUAAGACUCUGUAUGUGGUUAACCGAGACACUCUGUGUGCUGCACUCUCAUGCUCUUUGUGUUUAUUUUUAUUCCUCAGCUCUAAUGUGAUUAAAAACAACUGCCAGCCAGAA